AUGGCUGCCUCAACGCGCACAAUCGCGCGCCUUCCCCGCCAGCUCUCCCGUCGCACAUUCAGCAUCUCAGCUGGACAUGCUCAAGCACCCUUUGGCUCGGGCCCAGCGCCACCCCGCCUACCCAAGGAAGAGCAAGAACUCUUUGAGAAGCUGCAAAAGCAAAGCACUGGCGCCUUCAGCACACCCAAAGACAUUGAAACCCCAACAUCCAAACCAAACAUCCGCAUGCAAAUCAACCAGUCUCCAGACUCGUCAUCUCCAACACCCGCCUCCCCCGCCUCCAGGUCAAGACCACAAAUAAAUCAGUCACCCGACUCAGCUCCCGAAGUACGAUUUGAGAAUGGCAAGGAAAUCAAGAAGGGGGAGGAGUUUCAUCCUAAUAUGAGGAGAGGGGCACCGCCGGAGUUUGAGGGUGAUGUCAAUCCCAAGACGGGGGAGGUGGGCGGACCAAAGAAUGAACCUCUUAGGUGGGGAAGCACUGGAAAGACGGGUGAUUGGAGCUAUAAUGGGAGGGUUACUGACUUCUGA
This is a messenger RNA of Alternaria arborescens, 528 nucleotides long. RefSeq lists its product as hypothetical. NCBI's taxonomy places the organism in Eukaryota, Fungi, Ascomycota, Dothideomycetes, Pleosporales, Pleosporaceae. The transcript has a single exon. Gene Ontology annotation, cellular component: mitochondrion. The record is from RefSeq and is a predicted model, not a curated record. The coding region runs from base 1 to 528 and encodes 175 amino acids. Gene Ontology annotation, biological process: mitochondrial respiratory chain complex II assembly.